UUCUCAAUUUAUAAAAUCCAAAGCUUUUUUCUCCGAGAAAAGGAUGUAAAGCAUAAUGUGUGUUCGGUACAUCUUCCUUCGUACACACCCAUAAUUAAUAAUUAUGAUAAACCCAAAUAACGAUAGGAAAUUAGGGCAAAUUCUGGAGAAAAGAAAAUAGCAGUACUUGUAUUCUUCCAGUUUAACUUCAUAAUCAUAAUAAUAAUGAUUGUGAUUUCACAUAAAUGCCACGUUAAAGAAGAAUAAGCAGGAGUGGUAAUUAGUAAUGGAAUUGGAAAGAUAGAGAGAAAUGAAGAAGAGACUUGGUCGGUGGGGCAAGAGAAAGAGGAAAGAAGAGUCCAUCGAGUCACGAAAUCAGAACAAUGGCUUUGCAGAUUGAAGAAGAAACCUCACGUUAUUUGUCUUCUUCUUUGCUCUCUCUGUAUAAAGCUGAUGAUUCCACAUUUCAUUGUUAACUCAUCUGACAAUUUCCCUCGCUCAACCUCUACUCACUAGACGAUAACACACAACAAAACACACAUUUGAUUCUUUUCUAAUAAUUACAUGCACCUCCCUAUAUUUGAUGUCAUUUUCAUGAAUCACGGUAUUGUUUGUUUUGGUUGUUGUUUCAAUUUUCACAUAUUUUUAGUGGAUAUUACAUUUUAGACUCUGUUUUUAUUCAUGUUUCAAUUACAUGCACGUCCGAAGAUUAUAUUUAUGCCAACUAGCCCAUAUUUUGAGUCUGUUACCCGGUUUAGCCCAUAUUUGUGUACAAGUACCUUUUAUAUAAGGUUAUACAUUAUGUAUAUAAUGUCGUAUAAUAUUGUAUAUUGGGCUACGUGGCGUAAUAUUUUAUGUUGGGCUGUAUAUUUUUGAAAAUUUACCUUUUUAAAUUGCAUGGAUUUGGUUUUACUGUCCAUUCUGUUAUUUUCAUGAAUCACGGUAAUUAUUUUUUGGCUGUAAAUAGUUGCUGUUUCAAUUUUGGCAUAUCUGGGUUUUGGAUGUAUAUUUCCUAAGUAUUUCCCUUUUUGUUUUAUUUGUCAACAGCUUUCAUUAUUGGCCCUAUUUGAUGCUUGUGAAACAUAAAAAGUCUGAUUUUUGGAUGUUGGUGUUUUGAUAUCUGCAAAGACCCACCAGGUGUAAUUUGGGAGCGUUCGCCUUUAAAUUUUUUGGUAUAUCUGUGUGUUUUGGUCUUUAUACAGAAAACAAAAUCGUAUUUCGGUGACACUCAUUCUUCGCGUUCCAUAGCUUACAAUUUGUGCCUCCCUUUCCUGCUAGGACUGGAAAUCCUGUAUUUUACAUAUUCAUACGAUUGAGUUCUUGGGUUUCCGAAAUAGUGUAAAAAGAAGUGCUUCGAAUCAUUGCUAUUUGAGUCGGACCUGUUCUGAAACAGUCGAGGUAUUUUGAAUUGUUUCUUGACACAGAUAAAGUCAGGGAAAACCUCUGAAAUUAUUUCAAUAGGCUGAACCAUUGCUAAUUUCUAGGGGAGUUAAGACUGUAUCGGCCUUUUUCAUUUUUGAGAAUGAAGAGGUUACUUUGUGUAGCUUCAUUGUGAAUUGCUGCCCAUUGUUCCAGGAUAAAGAAAGCAAAGGGUUAACUGAUAAGCUCAAGUUUCUUGAGGGGAAAAAUGCAAUUUGGACGGUCAAUAGUGAAUUAUUUUCUUAUUGUAUUUUGAAUUUCAUUCUCUCCAAUGCCCUUCCUGUGGUGGAGGUAUUUAUGACUAAUUCUCAACCAGAACCUUGCCCCUACGAUCAGCAUCAUUCUUCUUCUCCUUUGAGUACAAAGGAGCUUAAUUCAUCUGAGCUUCAGUCUAACCAGCCAUAUUCAUCAGAAUGCCCCCCAAAGGAUAGGAAACGCCUUGUAUCGUGGGGUGGAACAGAGGACCAUUGGCAUGACAAAGCAGCUUUUGAAAUAUCAUGUGAUUUGUCUAGGGUGGCUUCAUCUGGAGCAGCGUCCACCCGUGGUCCGUCUUUGUCUAGGGCUUCUUCUCGUGUCCGGGAUAAGCAGAACAAAUCACAGAGGCUUCUUCAGAAAAGCAUGCAGCUGGAGGAUAGCUUAUUACAUGGAAGUACCCCUAGGUUGAUCCAUGUUAAUGAUCCAAAGAAGACUAAUGAUAAGUUUGAUUUCUGUGGAAAUGAGAUCAGAACUAGCAAGUAUACACUAAUAAAUUUCUUGCCUAAGAACCUAUUCAUUCAGUUUCAUCGGGUUGCUUAUUUAUACUUUUUAGCUAUUGCUGCCCUGAAUCAGCUUCCACCUCUUGCUGUAUUUGGGAGAACUGUAUCUCUAUUUCCUCUUCUGUUUGUGCUUUCCGUGACAGCUGUAAAAGAUGGUUAUGAGGAUUGGCGGAGACACAGAUCAGAUCGGAACGAGAAUAACCGGGAGGCUCUAGUACUUCAAUCUGGGAAGUUUCAGUUAAAAAGAUGGAAGAAUAUUUGGGUUGGUGAGGUUGUGAAGAUCCUUGCUAAUGAGACAAUGCCUUGUGACAUGGUGUUGUUAGGAACCAGUGAUCCUAGUGGAAUUGCUUAUAUUCAGACAAUGAAUCUUGAUGGUGAAUCAAACUUGAAGACAAGGUAUGCUAGGCAAGAAACAACUUCAUUAGUGUGUGAAGGGGAGACGAUUUCGGGAGUUAUUAGAUGCGAACAGCCUAACAGGAAUAUUUAUGAAUUCAUGGCCCACAUGGAGUUGAAUGGGCAUAGGUUUCCGCUCAGCCAAUCAAAUAUCAUAUUGCGUGGUUGUCAGCUGAAGAACACAGAGUGGGCAGUUGGAGUAGCGGUUUAUGCUGGGCAAGAGACUAAAGCUAUGUUGAACAGCACUGCAUCUCCAUCUAAAAGAAGCAGGCUGGAAACAUACAUGAACCGGGAAACCCUUUGGCUGUCUAUUUUCCUUUUCGUGAUGUGCUUGGCUGUAGCAAUUGGGAUGGGUCUAUGGUUGAAGCGCCAUGAGGAGCAGCUUGAUACCUUGUCUUAUUAUCGGAGACUUUACUUUGAUGAAGGAAAAAAUCAUGGCAAACAGUAUAAAUAUUAUGGGAUUCCUAUGGAAUCCUUUUUCUCCUUUCUGAGUUCGAUCAUAGUUUUCCAGAUAAUGAUACCUAUAUCUCUUUAUAUCACCAUGGAGUUAGUUCGCUUGGGACAGUCGUAUUUCAUGAUUGGAGACAGGCAUAUGUAUGACAGUAGCAGUAAUUCAAGAUUUCAGUGCAGAUCCCUAAAUAUCAAUGAGGAUUUGGGUCAGAUUCGCUAUGUUUUUUCUGAUAAAACAGGAACACUUACUGAAAAUAAGAUGGAAUUCAGAAGAGCUAGUGUGUGGGGGAAAAGUUAUGGGAGAUCCCUUUCGGCUGCUGGUGCAUCAGUGAACACAGAUAUUGGAGAAGAACCACUAACAGAGCCUUCAAGUCGAAGAAAGUUGAGGCUCAAAUCAGAAGUUCCAACUGAUGUUGAACUAAUGGCAUUUUUACAUACAGAGGUAGAUGGAGAAGAGAGGAUUGCUGCCCACGAGUUUUUCCUGACUUUGGCAGCAUGUAAUACCGUGAUUCCUAUUUGUACCAAUAGUUCUUCAUGUGAUGUACAGAAUAAUGUGGAUGACUCUAGUGUCAGCAUCGAGUAUCAAGGUGAAUCUCCUGAUGAACAAGCACUAGUAGCUGCUGCAUCUUCUUAUGGCUACACAUUGUGUGAGCAGACAUCUGGUCAUAUUGUGAUUGAUGUGAAGGGUGAGAAACUAAGGUACAUAUUGUGCACAGCUUUUUCUACAACUUCUGCAUUGACAGAUUGGAGUAGUAUGUUUUAUUCUGUCAUCUAUACUUCUGUACCUACAGUAAUUGUUGGUAUUCUGGACAAGGAUUUAAGUCAUGAGACACUACUGAGGUAUCCAAAACUCUAUGCUGCUGGCCACAGACAUGAGAGUUACAAUAUGAAACUCUUCUGGCUCACGAUGAUUGAUACAGUAUGGCAAAGUCUUGUUCUUUUCUUUGUACCAGUACUAACUUAUUAUCAGAACGAAAUUGACAUAUGGAGUAUGGGUAGCUUGUGGACAAUUGCAAUAGUGAUCCUUGUCAACACGCACUUGGCAAUGGACAUACAGCGCUGGGCAAUAUAUACUCAUAUGGCAGUGUGGGGGUCAAUUAUUAUCACGUAUGUCUGUUUGGUGGUGGUGGACUCUAUACCUGUCUUCCCUAAUUAUGGCUGGUGAAGUCACCUGCCUACUGGCUCUUAAUUUUGCUCAUUAUGGUGAUGGCUUUGCUUCCUCGCUUUAUUCUCAAAGUUACACACCAAAUUUUCUGUCCGUCAGACAUCCAGAUAGCUAGAGAAGCAGAGGUAUUGAGGAGAAGAGCUAGCCAUUCUAAGUCUAGGCCAGAUCACAAUGAAAGCUAAUGUGUGCUGUCAACAUUGUCAAUCACCCCAUUUGAAUAUAGCUUUGGUUGGGCUUUCCCGGUGCUUCGCUUCUAUUCUGGUAUAGAAGUUGCAGAUGAGCUACAGCAACGUAGGGCCAGCUGGUGAAACCGUUAACAGAAGGCGGAUAAAAGCAGUUGGAGUCACCAUUUGAAUGAGAGAAAAGGGAAGAAGAGGGUUGAACUUAAAGCCGGACCGUGAUGAUUAGUGGAGAGUCCCUGAAGACGAUCUGGCUGAGGCAGAAAAGGCGAAUAAAGACAAUGGGAUGGAUUAUAUAACUGUUUGUUGCUAUUUAGAGGUGUAAAUGAUAGGCUGAUUGUUAGGUAUUCAGUGUAUUAAGUUAUUGCAGUAAUUACAUCCAUAUGUAUAUAUAUAGAGAGAGGGAGAGAGAGAGUGAAAGAAGAGAAAUGCAGACUGACAAAGGGAGAAAGAAAUGCUAGUGUAUAAUGGGCUUCUUGUAAAGUUCAGGUUUUCCAUUCCUGCUCUUUCAACACAUUGAAGGAGAAAAAGUAAGACAAACUUCCAUCUCGAAUUUUUGUUUUUCCUCAAAGGAAUAAUUUAGAAGAAAAACUAGUAGUAUAUCA
Messenger RNA from Lycium barbarum (goji berry), 4945 nucleotides. Its product is annotated as phospholipid-transporting ATPase 1-like. Gene Ontology annotation, cellular component: plasma membrane. The transcript has 5 exons. NCBI's taxonomy places the organism in Eukaryota, Viridiplantae, Streptophyta, Magnoliopsida, Solanales, Solanaceae. The coding region runs from base 1696 to 4161 and encodes 821 amino acids. Gene Ontology annotation, molecular function: ATPase-coupled intramembrane lipid carrier activity; magnesium ion binding; ATP binding. Gene Ontology annotation, biological process: phospholipid translocation. The record is from RefSeq and is a predicted model, not a curated record.